AUGAAUCCAACUCAAAGAUCCCCGGGUCGAAUCCCCCGCUACCGACCGCCGUCAGAUGAGGAAGAUGACUCCGACGACGAAUUGGUUCGCCCCGGAUCCUCCGGUAGUGACGCCUCAUCCAAUGUGACCACCGUCUCCGCCGCUCCUCUCACUCCGCUCAAUACCCAGCUGCCCGGCAGUUACUUCCCUCCUCAGUCGCGCUCCGCCUCGGCGACUACUUCGCCUCACGCCUUCCCUAUGCCGAACACUGCCCGGCGGCCCUCUGGCCGCCCCUCCGUCGAGUUGCCAAGGCACCGCUCAAGGCACCACUCACAGGGCUUCUUUGAGCCUUCCUUGCCCACUGCGUCCUCUGACCAGGUCUCUACCGCCUCAGCUUCCCGUAUCGCUGCCCAGACGGCAAUGCAGCAGAAACGCCAUGUGCCAGCCCCGAUGGAGGAACGCCCACGGCGCAGUGGGAGUGCGUCGCCGCCUCUAAUGCCCGCCCCGUUGCGCAUCAAUCAGCCCUCGCCUCAACCACCGUCUAUUCCUGGGAAUGUGGCUACCACUGCUGCGAAUGUGGUCUUUCCACGGGCCGGUGUGCUGCCAGAACAACAACCCGAGAAACAGAAGAAGAAGAAGCUGUUCUCCAAACCGAAACACAUUGGAAUCAGCAGUCAUAGGGACUUCGGAAAGGACCGCGGUCUACCUUCGCCGAGUAAGAUCGUUGGGCUAUCGCGCAUGGUCAGCGGCUCCACUACGAAUCUCGCUGAUCUAGCCUCGAACAACUCGUCUAUGUAUAACCUAUCCAAUGCUUCAGUGAGCACAGUCGUCCCCGCAGAUCAUCCAGCGGCCCCAGAAAAGGAAAAGGACAAUGCCAAAGAGAAGGACAAGCACAAGCACCACUUCCUAUCGAGACAGAAACUCAAACUUAAAGACCGUGUCGACGACCACUUCAAUCUCCCGCUGUCUUCGGCAUCUAGCAACUCCCGCCCCGCAGACCCCAAUGCCCCGAAAUCUUUGUACUCGUUUACGAGCCCUGCAACACCUGCCCCCGGCGCCGCGUUCGGCAAGUCUGUCAGUGGACUGGAUCUCUUGCAUGGCGGGCGAGCACUGCGCGAGAAGAAAAAGGAGGAAAGGGCUCUUGCUGCGGAGACCGAGCAGAUGGAAUGGCUGGCUAAUAACGCUGGGCCGACAACACCUGGCUUCACCGGUCCGUCUUCGAUUGGCAGUGCGGGUCCUGUUCCUGAUUCUAUCCUGAGGGAGACUCUACAAGGAUUCGGUUUGAACAACAUGACCCCUGAAGACGCCUGGGACUUCCUCAAGGCGAAGCUGCUGGUCAUCUUUGAUGGUGAGGACGUCCGCAUUGCCAUUGAGGAUCUGAAUAAGCUGGUUCUUGUUCAUUUGCAGCGCUGUGUGCACAAGAGGGCUCCCACUUCGAUUAUCAUGGACCUGCAGGAGCUACUAGAGACUGGAUUCGCGACGCUGAAUCACAGUUCGCUACUGGGUAUUCCGGACGAAAAGCUCGUCCCGCAUCUCGUGCAGAUAUGGAUGCUAGUCUUCGGCACUAUCCUUCCCUUCAUCCAGGCCGUUUUCCUUCCCCUAGACCUCGAGUUCAAGGGCUGCGGCUCUAUCAUGACCAGCCGUGAAGCCGGUGAAUUCUGGGGCGUGCUCCCUGCUGGUGGAACCCUCGAUGUGCGCAACCUUGUUCUGAUUGCCUUCCGCGACUGUAUUAUUCUCAAUCGAUAUGACACCCUCAAGGCAACUUUCUCCCGCCUCAGCCUAGACUCUAUUAAUUCAGGCUUCCCUACGCUCAGCGUCACAUCCAAGAGCACCGGCGCAGGCGGUCGUCCUGGUACCGCAGCCUCCCUCGACGCCGGAUUCGGCAGCUACAACUCCCAGUCCUCUACUCUCCUCAGCACCGUUGACAGCUACUCUUCCGACCACCCCCGCCCAACAAGCAGUGCCUCUCGCAGCCGCGCACAAUCAAAUACUUCCUCGAACGCAGACGUUUUCUUCAACUCUGUCGCCACCCCUCCAACCUCCAAUCGACCAACCAUUAUCCAUCGGGCAAAUUCCGCUGAUACCUCUCAUGUCAUUACGGAAACAGUGGGCAGGAUGCUACAGUGUGUCAGUGUCCUAGCAAGUAUCCAGAGUGAUGAUCCAGCCCAAGAACGCAUCGAAGUCCUCAGCAAAGCCCUCAAACACAACUGGCUCGGCCGAGGACGAACGGGUAGGGAUAGAAGAGGCUUUGUUGGAGCCAAGAUCAGGCCCGUGAUGGUCGGCGGUCCACCUGUUAUCGAAGAUGGCUAUGCAGACUCGCUCACUACUGCUGGGAUUAGCAUCGGGGCGAGUACGAGCACGGGCGGAUCUAGAACCCGUGGCGACUCAUCUUCCUCGGAUUGGAGUGGCGGUUUUCCAGCUCCUGGAUCCGGUGUGAGUGGGGUCAGUGUUCGAUGA
This is a messenger RNA of Penicillium soppii, 2436 nucleotides long. RefSeq lists its product as uncharacterized. Lineage: Eukaryota; Fungi; Ascomycota; Eurotiomycetes; Eurotiales; Aspergillaceae. The record is from RefSeq and is a predicted model, not a curated record. Gene Ontology annotation, cellular component: TORC2 complex. The coding region runs from base 1 to 2436 and encodes 811 amino acids. The transcript has a single exon. Gene Ontology annotation, biological process: TORC2 signaling.